Messenger RNA from Patella vulgata (common limpet), 620 nucleotides. RefSeq names its product dynein light chain roadblock-type 2. Gene Ontology annotation, biological process: microtubule-based movement. The coding region runs from base 157 to 450 and encodes 97 amino acids. Gene Ontology annotation, molecular function: dynein intermediate chain binding. Gene Ontology annotation, cellular component: cytoplasm; centrosome; cytoplasmic dynein complex. Lineage: Eukaryota; Metazoa; Mollusca; Gastropoda; Patellidae. The transcript has 4 exons. The record is from RefSeq and is a predicted model, not a curated record.
UUACCGUAGUGUGUUUUUGUUCGGAGAUUAAAUGAUGUCACCGGAAAUAGCUAAUGCAACACAGGUUGAGUCUUGUCAUCACUGUCAUCAGAGCUGAACGUUGUCUAUCAAACUUAAUCAUAGCAACAAUCGUUGAUAACAUUCGCGCUAGCAAUCAUGGCUGAGGUAGAAGAAACACUUAAAAGAAUCCAGAGUCAUAGAGGAGUGCAGGGAAUAAUUGUGGUCAAUUCAGACGGUAUUCCAAUCAGAAGCACUUUGGAUAAUUCCACAACAGUGCAGUAUGCUACUUUAAUUCACAAAUUAGCACAAAAAGCUAGAAGUGCAGUACGAGAACUAGAUCCACAAAAUGACCUCACAUUCUUCCGUAUACGAUCAAAAAAAAACGAGAUUAUGUGUGCACCAGGUAAUGAGUAUUUACUGCUUGUGAUCCAGAAACCUGAUUCAUCCUAAAUGUAAUAUGGCCAAAGCUUUUCUCAUCUUCACUGCCUAUCAUGUCUAUUAUUAUAUUGUACAUAGGGGCCUUUUGGGUAAACUUUAUUACAGGGACAAAAGAGAAAUAAAUAUUUUUUUUGAUAUUUUAUUUGAUUCAAAUUACUUCUUUAUAAUAAAUAACAGGACAC